AGGCUCGUGCAACGUUUGGAACUCUCAUCUUGGUCACCUGAUUCUGAGCAUCAUUGUGUGAUGGGGUGGAGCCAGGAGCUCUUUUAAAUCCCAAAUCAAGCAUCCCAUCCCACAAGCGUUCAUCUUCAGAGACACCUUACACACUUCAAGAAACCCUCAGACGUCAAUAUGGUUGACUGGACAGAUGCUGAGCGCGCCGCCAUCGCCGGCCUGUGGGGAAAAAUCAACCCCGACGAGAUCGGACCACAAGCCCUGGCCAGAGCUCUGAUCGUGUACCCAUGGACACAGAGAUACUUCGCCACCUUCGGAAACCUUUCCGAUGCAGCUGCCAUCAUGGGUAACGCCAAGGUGGCAGGGCACGGAAAGACCGUGAUGAACGGACUUGACAGAGCCGUGAAGAACCUGGAUGACAUCAAGAACACCUACAAGGAGCUCAGUGUCAUGCACUCUGAGAAACUUCACGUGGAUCCCGAUAAUUUCAAGGUUCUGGCUGACUGCAUCACUGUGGUUGUGGCCAUGAAAUUCGGCCCAGCUGGCUUCCCCGCCGAAGCCCAGGAAGCCUGGCAGAAAUUCCUGUCCGUUGUUGUCUCUGCUCUCGGCAGGCAGUACCACUAGACAUGCUCCAAGCCAUUGAGAGAGAAAUAACAACUUCAUAGCUUUGCGCUGUGUUCUCUCAAGAUGAAACAAUAAAAUAUACAUUCUUCAAAAGCA
Molecule: messenger RNA, 711 nt
Organism: Engraulis encrasicolus (European anchovy)
Lineage: Eukaryota; Metazoa; Chordata; Actinopteri; Clupeiformes; Engraulidae
Product: hemoglobin subunit beta-like
Exons: 4
Coding region: 169-615 (148 amino acids)
Biological process (GO): oxygen transport; hydrogen peroxide catabolic process
Cellular component (GO): blood microparticle; haptoglobin-hemoglobin complex; hemoglobin complex
Molecular function (GO): heme binding; peroxidase activity; organic acid binding
Source: RefSeq, a predicted model, not a curated record